AUGGGAGCGGAGUCAUUCUUCGCAAGGUAUGGCCCGAUCAAUGAUCGUGCGCCACCCUCAUCGCAGUCAUCAUACGACGUGCGAAUCUUCUACCCUGGCGCAGCGCUGCUGCCAGAGGACUACAUGAAAGGUCUGCGCUUGCACAUGCGUGUAAGCAGAUCGUACCCAUCAGGCACUGCUGCCUCUAAGGAUAGCAGUGCACUCCGUGGCUUGACCGUUGAAGGCAAAGCCUACUCUUCUGCCGAACUCAGCAAGCUUGUUGAGCACUUCCGCGGCAACGCUUGCACUCUCACUGGCGCCUCAUCACCCGUCAGCGCCCGUCUGUUUGUGCCAUCCCACCACUUCGUCGAGAUGACACUCUCGUCACACGAUCACACUGCUGUGGCCCUCAGCCACCCAGUUCGAGUCGCUCAAGGACGACAUCAUGGUCAACCCCAACGUGGCUGCCUCACGCGUCGUGCCCUUCAAGAAGCGCUCGAGCACCCGCACCCGCAAGGCGCGCAAGCAAGCUCAGUCCGCGUCCGCCAAGGCUACGCCUUCCAAGGCGACGCCCAACAAGCCCGCGGCUGA
Acytostelium subglobosum LB1 is the source of this 570-nucleotide messenger RNA. RefSeq lists its product as hypothetical. The transcript has 2 exons. The record is from RefSeq and is a predicted model, not a curated record. NCBI's taxonomy places the organism in Eukaryota, Evosea, Eumycetozoa, Acytosteliales, Acytosteliaceae. Bases 1 to 570 code for a protein of 189 amino acids.